Scedosporium apiospermum is the source of this 1788-nucleotide messenger RNA. RefSeq lists its product as uncharacterized. Gene Ontology annotation, biological process: DNA replication; regulation of DNA-templated transcription. The record is from RefSeq and is a predicted model, not a curated record. The transcript is spliced from 2 exons. Gene Ontology annotation, molecular function: DNA replication origin binding. Gene Ontology annotation, cellular component: nucleus; nuclear origin of replication recognition complex. Bases 1 to 1788 code for a protein of 595 amino acids. Lineage: Eukaryota; Fungi; Ascomycota; Sordariomycetes; Microascales; Microascaceae.
AUGCCGAGACGAAAAGCCCUUCCGAAAGAUGUGGACGAAGACACAGCUGGUGCCCACGAAGCCUCCAGGCCAAAGAGGAAGCGCAACCCUUCCCUCAAGCUGAGAGAGAUUGCGGAGGAUGAGGAAAUCACAGUUGCACCCAAGAGGAGAAAGUCGACGACCAAAGACGACGAAGAUGCCGUGAUCGAAAUAGAUCCUCCCCAACCGGAGCCCGAGUCUGAGCCUGAAUCCGAACCUGAGCCUACGCCUGAACCCGAGCCAACGACGACGACGCCCAGGCGAAGAGGGAGGCCGCCUAAAGUCGCCCCGACAACACCCAUAGAGAGGCAGGCAGAGACACCCUCAAAACGAGGACGAGGCCGACCGAGCGCAAGCACCGCCGUGACGCCCUCGAGGUUACUAGACGGAAAUGGCAUCACGCCCCGCAGGCGCAACGCCGCCGACCGCUCGGCCCGGAAGAAGAGCAUGAGGGCGCUGAUACGCAACGUGGUCGACGACGAAGGCAGCGAGGACGAGGAGCAAGAAAACCUCGCACGGCAAAUCUACGAAUCUUCCGACGACGACCGCGACGAUGGCGAGGGGUCAGAGGAAGAAGAGGAGACGGAUGCUGCGACCAGCGCGCCGGAUACACCGUCCAAAACGACGCCCCGUCGCGGUCGCGGACGCCCGAGGAAGAUCAAGUCACCCUCGCCGCCGAGAGACCUACCCCCCCACGAGAUGUACUUCUUCCACAACAAGCCCGGCAAGGUGAAGACGUCGGACAACACGCUCGCAUCGCUGGACCUACUUACGCACGACGAAUACUUCUCCUUCUGGCGGGACUACGAGGAUCCGCACGCCGAAAACCUGCGGUUCCUCGAGUCCAUCCACGUCGACUCGUUCCCGCAGUGGGAAUUCGAACUGUCCGAGGGUUUUACGGUGUGUCUCUACGGAAUGGGAUCGAAGCGCUCCCUCAUGCGCAAGUUUGCAACGCACAUCUCCAAGAACAAAUCCAACCGCGACGACGAAGCCGGUCCCAAAAUCGUUAUAGUGAAUGGCUACGUCCGCACCAUCACCCCACGCGACAUCCUCUCCACCAUCUGGUCGGCCCUCGAACCCUCCAAACCCGUCCCCGGCGCCCAACCCGCCGCCAUCUUCCAAUCCAUCACCUCCCACCUCGCCAACGCUUCCCCCACAACCAACCUCACCAUCCUCGUCAACUCCAUCGACGCCCCUCCCCUCCGCAAACCCUCCACCCAAUCCCUCCUCGCCCAACUCGCCUCCCACCCGCAAAUCCACCUCAUCUGCUCCGCCGACACUCCCGACUUCCCUUUCCUCUGGGACGUCUCCCUCCGCUCCACCUUCAAUUUCGCCUUCCACGACGCCACCACCCUCGCCCCCUUAACCGCCGAGCUCGACGUAGUCGACGACGUCCACGAGCUCCUCGGCAGAGCCGCUCGCCGCGCGGGAGGUCGCCAGGCCGUUGCGUUCGUGCUGAAGAGCUUGACGCAGAAUGCGAGGAGCUUAUAUGCUUUGCUCGUCGCGGAGGUCUUGACGGCGCUGGAUGAGGAUGGAGGAGGAGGGGGGGAUGGUGGGGAGAAUCCCGGGUUGGAGUAUAGGAUUUUGUAUAAUAAGGCUGUGGAGGCUUUUGUUUGUCCGAGCUCGGAGAUGGCGUUUCGGCAGCUUUUGAGGGAAUUCCAUGAUCACCAGAUGAUUACGAGUAGGAAAGACGCGUUGGGCACAGAGCUUAUCAGCGUGCCGUUUAGAAGAGAUGAGAUGGAGGCGAUAUUGGAGGAUAUCGAGUCUUGA